CGAAGAACUCGCAUCAGUACCGUAUUACAUGGGCAGCCCAACGACUCCGCACUGAUUUUCUUUUUUGUUGAAUCYUCAGUUGAGAGUACGACCAUGGAUAGAUUUCGAAGGCUGGUGACAUUUAAAUUUACAGCGUUCGCUUUGAUUUUAACAAAGGCAAUUACAACAGCGACCAAAGUUGUAUCGUCGGAUCGCCAACCCCAGAGCCCAUCCAUAAAACUAUUAACCGAAAACAAUGGCAAUAUCGACAACAAUGACGACGACGAUGGACACACGAGCUAUGGUUCGUCUUACAUUUCCCACGAGGGCAAUUCGACGCUGUCAGCAACCUUUUCAAUCCGCGUCACACCCGAACACUACYGCAUCAUCUCUUGGACAUUUUUGUGGACUGGUUUUGCGGCUGCCGUCCUCUUCGGUAUGCACCAGAUUCGACUGGAACGUAAGUGGAUAAAACUCGUCACAUCCUCACGGAAUUUCUCCCAUACAAACGGAUCGUUGUCCCAGGGCUCGUCUUCGGCGGCGUUGCGAUCCCAGUCAUACUCGAGGCUACGGAAAUACUCCGUAGUAAAUCAAGGGCAAAAUCCCGGUGGUGAAAGAAGUCCACAGGAUCCAGAGCUGGGGUUAGGSAGUGGAGGUGGCGGAAUGCGAACUACCUCCAGAGGAGGCAGGAUUGUCCGGACAAGUCGCAGUGGGAACAAUAUCAACAUCGGCAGUGGUUACAGUAGCCGGAUGACACUAAGCUCCUCUACGGCCUCACUCAACAACAGCUCAAAUCCGGACAGUCUAGGGGACGAACAGCCCGUGAGUAGUGGGGAUYUGGCGAGGGCUACGGUACGUCAUAUUCCAUUACGUUUCUUUGGGUCGAAGGAGUUGCUGCUCUUUGGUUCGRCUUGGUUUGGGUUGAGUUUUGGUUCUAUUCAGUUUGUUCGAWCCUUCAGUGUGUGUGUGUGAUACAUUUUAAAUUUUUAACAUCGAUUCGUCUGCUUUUCGAUGUCAACGCGUCUUUUUCCGUAUGCAUGCGAACAAAACACAACUCAUCGCCAAUCCRACCAAUGACUGCCAACUCCAAAAUACAACAAACAACCUCUCAACGAAAUCAAACUUCCAAAAUCAGUUUCGCCGAUUGAUAUUGGUCGCCAUGGCAUCUAGAACCGUAGCGAUACCGAUUCAGGUAUAUAGCGAUCCGUUGUGGGUGCAAUUAAUUGCAGAUACGUUCCCCGUCAUGACCUACGCCACCGCAUGGACCUGGCUGGUCUCAUUCUUCGUACAGUUAGUCACUGUAGCCCUGGGGAGUACCAAUAGCAUCGGUGUAGGGAAUGCUUCCACCGCAGAUAUAAGUGCGAGUGCCAACACGACUAGGUCCCCACAGAGUCCCUACCGACCGGCAGCUCCGAUUGACACCGUCAUCCAAAUCACUGCAUACGUAGUAUACGCAUUGUUGAUCAUUGCUUUUACCAUCUUUCGAAGGAUUGCUGCUGCCGUCUUGCUGUAUGCGUUGCUGUGCUGCGUUUACGCGACCCUACUAGGAACUGCCCUAUAUUUUUGUCCACGUCUUUUGGCCCUGUUGCUGUCGGGAUUGGACGGGAAAUGGCAUUCGCCCCUGGUCUUGCGGCUGGUCGCAUGCAGUGGGGUUUCGUUGCUGGUUUUUGCGGCACGCACCUUCUGUUUUGCGAAAAAAGUUGUCCAGUCAACGAAACCCUUGGGUAGAAUGAGUGGAGGACCCUACUGGUGGUUCCAGUAUGGGGCAUUAGAAUUGCUACMGGGAGUCUUGUUUUUGGUACUCCUUCAUCCGAAACGGACGGCUGCACCGAACAGCGCAAAUACUUCCAGUGGCAACAACGGUUCGACGAAAUCCAGCAGUAGUGGUAGCAGUAGUGGAAGGAUUAAUCAGUACCCUACUGUAUCUGGGUUUGGCGGCGAGAGAGGCGAUCCGCACCCAUCCGGGCGACGCACACCGCCCUUUUAUUCAUCAUAUCAACGCUCCGACUCGAAUGAUUCAAAGCCUGGAACUCCCUCCCCGUCUCCAACGCCACCAGUGAUGUCACAAACAAACGUAACAAUUAGCAUAAACACAAUUGGAAACA
Molecule: messenger RNA, 2084 nt
Organism: Pseudo-nitzschia multistriata
Lineage: Eukaryota; Bacillariophyta; Bacillariophyceae; Bacillariales; Bacillariaceae
Source: the annotation of a GenBank genome assembly